AUGGCAGCCUACUUCAACGAAGAAGACCCUUCGUUCUUCAAUUCGCAGGUUAGGAGUGGCAUCUGGCUCAAGCCAGCUGCGGAGAGCUUCACUUCCCUCAAUCUCACCAAGACGAUGAGGCAGAUUUUCUAUGGUGGCCUCGUUCAACAAUCAUGGAAUGCCAAUCCUACAAUGGACCCUGUCGUGGUAGUGGUCGACGGCGAAGAUGCAGACGUCAACCCGUUUGCUUGGAAAGGUGGUUCGAACGGCCAUCCAGAGACACUGGACAAGAGCGAUGUCGAUGCAAGCCGUCACCUUGACGACGGCAAGACAUUCUUUCUUGUUGGAAUUACCACCUGUCAGAACUGGAAGACCGACGAUGGUAUCUCCGACUACGUUUGCAACGAGGAUGCACUCCAAAGACUAGCUGGCAUAUCCGCGCUCGACGGCGAAUCAUCAGAUUGGGGAUCCCUUGCUGCAACCGACAUUAUCGCCAGCACAUACUCAGCCUACAAGUUGAAUGGCAAUGCCAACGGAUACAAUAUCACAGAGGGCAACGACAACAAGCAGAAGGAUUCGAAUGGCAACAAACAGGCGACGCUGCACCCGGAGGGCGUUAGAACUCCUGGAGUCUUCUCCAUCCCCGUCUGCGACUACGAGACUGCCUAUAGGAACUUUGUGGCUGUUGGGGGAUGGUAUCAAGGCCCUCGAUUCUUUGCCUGA
Colletotrichum fioriniae is the source of this 702-nucleotide messenger RNA. The record is from RefSeq and is a predicted model, not a curated record. NCBI's taxonomy places the organism in Eukaryota, Fungi, Ascomycota, Sordariomycetes, Glomerellales, Glomerellaceae.